CUUUCAAGACCAAACCGAUCGGCGUCAUUGAGUUUCAUUUUGAGAAAUACGCACGUUGAAUUGUAUCAUGCGGCUGCUCGCACGAUGGGAUACCGAGCGGUUCCCGUGGUCGGCGAUGGCCCAGCGGCUGCUACCGCUCCUGGCGGCGAACGACGCAGCGACCUUCAAGCCACUGCAGCAGGCUGCCGUGAACCUUGCGCAGCGCGGCUUUAGCCUUUUCCUGAACCUCCCCACGGGCGCGGGCAAGAGCCUCUGCUUCCAACUGCCCGCGCUGCUGCCCGCCGCGAACCGAGUCACGGUCAUCGUGUCGCCGUUGCGGUCGCUUUUGCAAGACCAACAAGCCACGUUGGCACGUCUUCAGCUCUCGGACCGUGCGUGCUUUCUCUCGCCCGGGAAUGUGCCCCACGCGCUCUCGGCCGAGACGCGCUUCUUGUACACGACGCCCGAGAUGGUGCUCACCAAUCCAAAGGCCAACGCGCUUCUCUUGCAGCUACUGCACGAAGAUCGUCUGUCGCGCGUGGUCGUGGACGAAGCCCACUGCAUUGUCGAGUGGGGCAGUACCUUCCGCCCUGCCUACAUGGACUUUGCGCGGCUGUACCGAACACACCUGCCACAAAUCCCGCUUACGUUUCUCACAGCGACCGCGUCCGACGAGCUCAUUGAGGCCACCGCACGCAUCUUCCACGUCGCGCCAAUAUCGCUGCCCGCGCUCGACGCCCCACCCUCGCCCACGUCGAUGGUCCUCCUUCAGCACUUGACCGACCGUACCAACUUGACGCUCCACGUCGUCCCCAAGCCUUCACCGCCGCCGCUUCUCGCACUCGACAUCCUCCGCCGCGUGCGCCACGAGCCAAGCAUCGUAUACGUCUUGUCGCAAAAAGACGCGGAAGCGGUCGCCAAGUCGCUCGUGGCCGUCGGCGCGCGGGCACAGCCAUACCACGCCGGCAUGUCGGACGCCGCGCGGAAGAGCGUCCAGUACCAGUGGAUGAGCGGGAAGAUCUCGAUCAUUUGUGCGACUGUGGCCUUUGGGAUGGGCAUUGACCGGUCCGAUGUCCGCCACGUGGUCCACCAUGCGCUGCCUCUCUCGCUGGCGUCGUACAUGCAGCAGAUUGGUCGAGCAGGCCGCGACGGCGCGCCGGCCGUGUGCACGCUCUACUACGACCCGAGAGACGCCUCGCGCGCCGCCUACAUUGCGAGCGGCGACGGGUUUGUGGACGCCAGCACGUCUCAUGGUCUCCGCGACGUUGUCGAAUUCAUCGAAGAAAGAGGGUGUCGGCGCCAAGUGCUCUAUGCCCACUUUGGCCACUCGUUGGACGACGCAUGUUGUGAAAAUUGCAACUGCGGCGUCUCGAUCGACCUGCCGACUGAUGCCAACGAGAGCAGCGAGCGGCGCGUCCAUCGGUCCAGUGACGCUGCGCGGCAAGACGCGAACGACCUCGAGCGCCUCUACCAUACGCUGCAACAGACGCUCCAGCGGCGUCCCAACUACCGCAAAGCCAACGUACUUUCGCGCAAGACAAUCCAGAGUCUUUUGGAGCUGCAACCCGAGAGCGCCGACGAUCUGCAGCUUGUGCGCGGUCUCAACGUCGCACAGAAAGCGUUUGUCGUUGAGCACUUGCAUAUGUUUCAGGCGCCGCGCGGUCGGGCGUAGCGCCAGGUCCACGAGUCUUUUUGUUGAUACACUGAAAGAUUGAUACGAUA
Messenger RNA from Saprolegnia diclina VS20, 1701 nucleotides. RefSeq lists its product as hypothetical. Gene Ontology annotation, biological process: double-strand break repair via homologous recombination. NCBI's taxonomy places the organism in Eukaryota, Oomycota, Saprolegniomycetes, Saprolegniales, Saprolegniaceae. Gene Ontology annotation, molecular function: nucleic acid binding; ATP binding; four-way junction helicase activity. The record is from RefSeq and is a predicted model, not a curated record. Bases 68 to 1651 code for a protein of 527 amino acids. Gene Ontology annotation, cellular component: nucleus; cytoplasm; chromosome. The transcript has 4 exons.